AUGCCAACCCGCCCGUCCACCUACGAACCCCAUGUCCUUUCCCUAAUUCAGUCGACCUCUUAUCCGCCUUUACCAAGUGUCCAUAGCUUGGAAGAGAUUAGAGGUCAUCUGCUGGACCAUAAUAAAGCAUUAAGUGCAGCAGCUGCAGCGGCAAGUGGAAAUAAUCUCGGUCAGAGUAAGAAGGAGGAAAAGAGGAAAAGGAAAGAGCGAGAGGAUGAAGAGCGGGAGAGAGCUGCGUUGGAAGCGAACGAGAAGGCCGGUAUGAGGCUGGAAGCGUUGGAAAGAGCUAGGGUGGAAUCUCAGAGGCAGAAAGCUGCUAGUCCUGGGAGCGUGAGGGUAAAGAGGGAAAGAACGUCUUUAUCACCUGCACCUUCAAACGCAUCUAGUGCGUCGUUCAGACCUGGGCAUGGCCAUGGAACACCCAUCACAUAUGGUGGUCAUCUGAAGAAGAAGAAAACGAAAAGGGUGUUGGAUAGUGAUGAUGAAGCUGCUUCUCAAGCUCGAGAUCGAUCUGUAACCCAUCUUUCACCCCCACCUCCAUUAGGCCAUCAUAUGCAUCCUCACCAAUCUUCCACCUCUGGAUUAAAAUUGAAAUUAUCCCAAUCCCACCCCUUGUCACAUUCGAAACAUUCCAGACCACCUACCGAACCAUCGCCAACACCUCCGAUCACCGGCCCAUCAAGUCAUAUAGACUUCUCACUUCCUUCUGUACCUGUUCGACCUCUCAUACCUCCUCGACCAGGUGUACAGAAACCCAUGAAGCCCGGACCUAAGAAGCAGAGUGAGGUGGAUGAAGAUUUCAGUAAUGCUAAGGCACCUUCUCAAGUUGCUUUCCCUACUUUCUGGAGUGGCGUGGAACCGUAUUUGAGAGACGUCAGGGAAGACGAUUUGGCGAUGUUAGGAUUCAAAGCCGACGCUCCAGAAUCAUAUGAGAUACCUGCCCGAGGUCGACAUUAUACCGAGAUAUGGGAUGAGGAAGACGGUAAUCCCCCUGGUACCACCCCUCGUCUGCCUGUGCCAAAUUUACGACAACAACAGAUAUUACAGCAAUCCAAUGGUCCACCGACCUUACCACAUUUCGUACCCACCUCGGAACUGCGUGAUGACGUGUUGGUCGAUGAACAAAGGGGUUUAGGUAGUCUUACGGAAAGAGUGGUUGCUGCCGUAGUUGGCAGACUGGGUUUCGGAGAAAAGAGGGAAAAGAGUGAUAAUUCAGAGAAACAGGAUACGUCUGCUUUGGAAGCUGAGAUGGCAGAUAGGGAACCUGCGAAAGUGGAUGUGGUAGAUUUGGAAGAAAGGAUGAAGAAGGAAUUGAAAGCUGUCAUGCUGUUAGGGGAACAUGACGAGUAUGAUCCUUCAAAUAGAGAAGACGAUGAGAUCACCUCAGCCUUACGUCAGAGUCAGCGUCUGUUGGUUCAGCAGACGGCAUUGAACGAAGCUAGGAAGAGUCGCUUAGCGGAGAUAGCCAAACAGAGAUUAGCGUAUAACGAAUAUCAAAAUUUGUUGGAAGGGAUUGAGAAAUCCAUUGAAAGCGGAUGGGCUAAAAGGAUCAAGAAAUAUGGUUCAACACCUAAUAAGAAGAAUGCCCAUGCGAGUGGAUCAUCAAGUAAACCACCUGUACCUGAGAACCUGAAGAAGUUUGUAGCGACGAGACAACAUUGGUUGGACACUGUUGGACAAUUGAUGAAAGAGAGACCGAGAGGUCAAGUCGUUGGUAUACCUUCGUCAAGUAUAUUUGAAGGUAUAGGUGAAGACGAAGAGAAAGAUGAAAGAUAUGUGGAAGAUCAGAUUAUGGGGCUGAUGGGCGAUGAGAUGGAUAUUGAUGAGAAUGAGAAUGAUAAUUAG
Messenger RNA from Kwoniella mangroviensis CBS 8507, 1845 nucleotides. RefSeq lists its product as uncharacterized. Gene Ontology annotation, biological process: regulation of transcription by RNA polymerase II. Lineage: Eukaryota; Fungi; Basidiomycota; Tremellomycetes; Tremellales; Cryptococcaceae. Gene Ontology annotation, cellular component: SAGA complex. Gene Ontology annotation, molecular function: transcription coactivator activity. Bases 1 to 1845 code for a protein of 614 amino acids. The record is from RefSeq and is a predicted model, not a curated record. The transcript is spliced from 5 exons.